AAAAAUUUUUCAACUUCAGACAUUUACCAAAAUAACUCAAGUCUUCCGUGUCGCGUCUCGGUCUUCGUAAAUAGAAGUUAUAUGCCUCUUAACCUCUUAUUUCGCUCACCACGUGCAAGAGUGUGAAACGUUACUAUGACCAACUCCAAAGGUUAUCGUCGUGGUACCAGGGACUUGUUCUCACGCAAGUUCCGCAAGCAUGGUACUAUUCCAUUAUCAACUUACAUGAAAGUGUACAAGGUGGGCGACAUCGUUGACAUCAAGGGAAAUGGAGCUGUACAAAAAGGCAUGCCGUACAAAGUAUAUCACGGAAAGACUGGACGUGUCUUCAAUGUGACCCCUCAUGCUCUUGGAGUCAUUGUGAAUAAGCGAGUACGUGGACGUAUUAUUGCUAAGCGCAUAAACCUCCGCAUCGAACACGUUACCCAUUCGAAGUGCCGAGAAGAUUUCCUCAAACGAGUCAAGGAAAAUGAACGACUCAGGAAGGAAGCCAAGGAGAACAAUGUUCAGGUCCAACUCAAAAGACAACCCGCCCAGCCCUCUGCUGCACAUAUCGUCUCUGGGCGUGAAGCUCCUAUCUUACUUGCUCCAAUCCCAUAUGAAUUUAUAGCUUAAAAAGUAAUAAAAAUAUUACAAGAACAUUAAA
Athalia rosae (coleseed sawfly) is the source of this 646-nucleotide messenger RNA. RefSeq names its product 60S ribosomal protein L21 (gene RpL21). The record is from RefSeq and is a predicted model, not a curated record. NCBI's taxonomy places the organism in Eukaryota, Metazoa, Arthropoda, Insecta, Hymenoptera, Athaliidae. Gene Ontology annotation, biological process: translation. Bases 136 to 615 code for a protein of 159 amino acids. The transcript is spliced from 2 exons. Gene Ontology annotation, cellular component: ribosome; cytosolic large ribosomal subunit. Gene Ontology annotation, molecular function: structural constituent of ribosome.